Messenger RNA from Paralichthys olivaceus (Japanese flounder), 2510 nucleotides. RefSeq names its product glycogen synthase 2 (gene gys2). Gene Ontology annotation, molecular function: alpha-1,4-glucan glucosyltransferase (UDP-glucose donor) activity. Gene Ontology annotation, biological process: glycogen biosynthetic process. The record is from RefSeq and is a predicted model, not a curated record. Gene Ontology annotation, cellular component: cytoplasm. NCBI's taxonomy places the organism in Eukaryota, Metazoa, Chordata, Actinopteri, Pleuronectiformes, Paralichthyidae.
GUGGUGGAAGCUCUUGUCCUUCCUGCUGUGUCCUGGUGGACUGUCCCUGCCGAGCUCAGGACCUUCACUCGCAGGGCUGUAUGAAGAAUUCCUCUUCAGACCGCCGCACAUCUGCUCCACAUUCCAGCUGCUCCCUGUUGUGCCUCCUCGAGUUUCACGAUGCCACUGUCUCGCUCCUUGUCCAUGACGUCCCUGAGUGGGGUGCUGCCGUCCUGGGAAGAAGAUGAGCUGCCCGUGGAGGACCUGCUGCUCUUUGAGGUGGCCUGGGAGGUCACCAACAAAAUUGGAGGAAUCUACACAGUGAUCCAGACCAAGGCGAAGAUCACAGCGGAUGAAUGGGGGGAGAACUAUUACAUGAUCGGGCCGUACUUCGAACAAAACUUCCAGACCCAGGUGGAGGCCUGUGAGCCGCCCAACCCAGCCAUCAGGAAGGCCAUGGAUGCUCUCAUCCAGAACGACUGCCAGGUUCAUUUUGGCCGCUGGCUAAUCGAAGGCAGCCCCUAUGUGAUCCUGUUUGACAUCAGCUCUGCUGCCUGGAACUUGGACCGGUGGAAGGGUGACCUGUGGCAGACCUGCCACAUCGGCCUGCCCUACAAUGACCGAGAGGCCAAUGACUCACUCAUCCUGGGUUCCUUGGUAGCCUGGUUCUUCCGAGAGCUGACAGAUAACCUUGGAGACAAUCCAAAUGUUAUUUGUCAUUUCCAUGAGUGGCAGGCAGGACCUGGGCUUAUUCUGUCUCGCUCCCGUAAGAUUCCCAUAGCAACGGUGUUCACGACACAUGCCACCCUGCUGGGACGAUACCUCUGUGCUGGUAAUACCGACUUUUAUAACAACCUGGACAAGUUCAACAUUGACAAGGAGGCAGGGGAAAGACAGAUCUACCAUCGCUACUGUCUGGAGAGAGCCGCAGUCCACUGUGCUCAUGUCUUCACCACAGUUUCAGAGAUCACAGCUGUGGAGGCCAACAGCAUUCUGCACAGGAGGCCAGAUGUGGUAACCCCGAAUGGGCUGAAUGUGAAGAAGUUCUCAGCCAUGCACGAGUUUCAGAAUCUGCACUCCACCAGCAAGGCCCGCAUACAAGAAUUUGUCCGAGGACACUUUUAUGGUCAUUUGGACUUCAACCUGGACAAAACCCUUUUCUUUUUCAUCGCUGGACGCUAUGAGUUCUCCAACAAGGGUGCUGAUAUUUUUCUCGAAUCACUGUCCAGACUCAACUACCUGCUGCGGGUCCACAAAAGUGAUGUAACAGUGGUAGUUUUCUUUAUCAUGCCUGCCAAAACCAACAACUUUAAUGUGGAGUCGUUGAAGGGGCAGGCGAUACGCAAACAGCUCUGGGACACAGCUCAUAAUGUGAAAGAGAAGUUUGGAAAAAAGCUGUACGAUGCUCUUUUAAAAGGGGUGAUCCCUGAUAUGAACUCCAUCCUGGACCGAGACGACUUCAGCAUGAUGAAGAGAGCCAUCUAUGCCACUCAGCGGCAAACCCUCCCCCCAGUGACCACACACAACAUGCUGGACGACUCCACAGACCCCAUCCUGUCCAACAUAAGGCGCAUCGGCCUCUUCAACGCCAGGAACGACCGCAUCAAGAUAAUCUUCCACCCUGAGUUCCUGUCUUCCACCAGUCCCCUGCUGCCCAUGGACUAUGAGGAUUUCGUCCGUGGCUGUCACCUUGGAGUGUUCCCCUCCUACUAUGAACCAUGGGGCUACACACCUGGUGAAUGCACUGUAAUGGGCAUCCCCAGUGUGACCACCAACUUGUCAGGUUUCGGCUGUUUCAUGGAGGAGCAUGUCUCAGACCCCUCUGCCUAUGGCGUCUACAUCAUGGACCGGCGGUUCCGUUCCGCAGACGAGUCCUGCAACCAGCUGACCCAGUUCAUGUUCAGUUUCUGCCAGCAGUCACGGCGCCAGCGCAUCAUCCAACGGAACCGCACAGAGAGGCUGUCUGAUCUGCUGGACUGGAGAUACCUGGGGCGGUUCUACAUACAUGCCCGCCAUCUGGCACUAACCAGAGCUUUCCCAGAGAAGUUCAACAUGGAACCCAUCACCCCUCUGAAGACAGAGGGUUUCCGUUACCCCCGCCCCUUCUCAGUGCCCCCCUCUCCCUCAGCCUCCCUCCACUCCACCCCCCACCACAGUGAUGUGGAGGACGAUGACGACGAGCCCUACGACGAAGACGAGGAGGCUGAGAGGGACCGGCUGAACAUCAAAUCUCCUUUUGUGCUGGGAGCCGCGCCCGAGGGAACGAAGAAGCAACCUGGAGAAUCAGUAAACUGAAAAAUCGUGGUGUUCCCCAAGGCUUUAUCCUUGUCCCGUUGUUUUUGGCGUACAUUAUUCAUCUCAGUGUAAUUAUACAGAACAAAGAUGUCUUAUGUUCUGAUAGAAUUCCAUAAUUAUAUUUCCCUUAGUAAUUGCUUUUAGUGAAAUAAAUCCUAUCCAAUCCUGUUUCCCUGUUAUUUGUUAAUUGCAUGUCCAGUAAGCUAUCUUUUGAUAAUCUAUUCAUCAGUAUAUCU